GCCACGACGCCGUUCUAAACCCCUCCUCUUUCCCACCCCUCUCCACCCCUCUCGCGCGCCAAGGGAGGACACCGCCGCCGUAGCCGCAGCAGGCGAGCGAGAUGGUGUUCGUGAAGAACCAGAAGACCAGGGCCUACUCCAAGAGGUUCCAAGUGAAGCCCAAGAGAAGGAGACAGGGGAAGACCGAUUACAGGGCCAGGCUCAGGCUCACUAACCAGGACAAGAACAAGUACAACACACCCAAGUACCGGUUUGUUGUGCGAUUUACCAACAAAGAUGUCACUGCCCAAAUUGUGUAUGCUACCAUUGCUGGUGAUAUCGUGAUGGCUGCUGCCUAUUCCCAUGAGCUUCCUCGUUACGGUGUCGAGGUUGGCCUCACCAACUAUGCUGCAGCCUACUGCACUGGCCUGCUUUUGGCUCGCCGCGUAUUGAAAUACCGUGAGUUGGAUCAGGAAUACGUUGGCAAUGUGGAGGCCACUGGUGAGGACUUCUCUGUUGAGCCAUCUGAUGAGAGGAGGCCUUUCCGUGCUCUCUUGGAUGUUGGCCUUCUUAGGACCACUACUGGAAACCGUGUGUUUGGUGCCCUUAAGGGAGCUUUGGAUGGUGGCCUUGACAUUCCUCACAGUGACAAGAGAUUUGCUGGUUUCAAGAAGGAUGAGAAGCAGCUGGAUGCAGAGGUUCACCGCAAGUACAUCUAUGGAGGGCAUGUUGCUGACUACAUGAAGUCACUAGCUGAAGAGGAACCUGAGAAGUACCAAUCUCACUUCAGUGAGUACAUUAAGAGGGGGAUCGAGGCUGAUGGCAUGGAAGCGAUGUACAAGAAGGUUCAUGCUGCCAUCCGUGCCGAUCCUACCAUGGCCAAAUCAACGAAGGAACCUCCAAAGACACACACGAGGUACAAUCUGAAGAAGCUGACCUACGAGCAGAGGAAGGCCAGUCUCGUCGAACGACUCAAUGCCCUCAACUCAUCUGCUGGUGCUGAUGUCGAUGAGGAUGACGACGAGUGAGGAGUGUAAUUGACCGCCCCUAGGCCCCUAUAUAGUGAUAUGUUUAUGCCUCUAGAUGAACUUGCUCUCUUAUGCCAUUUACCAGUAGUUUUGCGAGAUUUUAGCACUCUGCACAUUAGGCGUGCCUCUCUCGAAUUUGAGUAGCAUGCUGGAGUUCUUGAUUAUCUUAAUCUAUACAAGGUACUGGCAUUUUGACAUUGCUUUGAGUUUG
Molecule: messenger RNA, 1218 nt
Organism: Lolium rigidum
Lineage: Eukaryota; Viridiplantae; Streptophyta; Magnoliopsida; Poales; Poaceae
Product: 60S ribosomal protein L5-1-like
Exons: 9
Coding region: 102-1007 (301 amino acids)
Biological process (GO): ribosomal large subunit assembly; translation
Cellular component (GO): cytosolic large ribosomal subunit; ribosome
Molecular function (GO): structural constituent of ribosome; 5S rRNA binding
Source: RefSeq, a predicted model, not a curated record